AUGACCCAAUUCGAUCUGACCGUGGCCACCCGUGCCGGGCAUGCUGCCCUGCUGCCCGUGAUCCUCAUUGCCACCUCCAUCAAUGAGGCUCGCCCUUCUCCCGUCAUCAACAUCAAGUAUGAGGACACUGCUCUCCUCAAUGAGGGUGACAAGGCUAUUCUGCAGCUCUCCACUGCCGGCAAGUCUGUGUUCGGUACCAUUCCUGCCAUUCAGGAGCUGUGCGCCCACUUCCCUUACCUUGUGGGCAAGGAUGCCACCAUUGAGAGCCAGUGGAUCUCCCAGCUGGACACCCUGACUACCCUUGACUUCAAGGCUCUCGACCCUAUCCUCCAGAAGCUCGACACUCACCUCCUCCUCCGCUCCUUCGUCGCCGGAUACGCUCUCUCUACCGCCGACAUUGCUCUGUGGGGUGCUCUCCGUGGUAACCGUGUUGCUGCUGCAGCUCUGAAGAAGGGCUCUCUUGUCAACCUGACCCGUUGGUACCGGUUCCUGGAGGAGCUGUGCCCAUGGACCACCGCUGCUAUUGAGGCUCUCACUGCUUCUGCCAAGGAGUCCAAGGCCGCCAAGUCCAAGGCCGGUGCUACCUACGACAUUGCUCUUCUCAACACCGACAAUGGCGUUGUGACUCGUUUCCCUCCAGAGCCCUCUGGAUAUCUCCACAUCGGUCACGCCAAGGCCGCCCUUCUCAACGAUUACUUUGCCCACGAGAAGUACAACGGUACCCUUCUUCUCCGCUUCGACGACACCAACCCCUCGAACGAGAAGCAGGAGUUCCAGGAUGCCAUUGUUGAGGAUCUUGCUCUCAUGGGCAUCAAGCCCAACAAGGUCUCCUACACUUCCGACUACUUUGACGAGCUCUACGCCUACUGUAUUGAGAUGAUCAAGACCGGCCAUGCCUACGCCGAUGACACCGACAAGGAGACUAUGGCUGCCCAGCGUAUGGACGGAAUUCCCAGCGCUCGCCGUGAGCUUUCUGCCGAGGAGAGCUUGGCCCGUCUGGAGGAGAUGAAGAACUCCACCCCCGAGGGUCUUCGCUGGCCCUCCGUGACCCUGUUAUCUACCGUUGCAACCCCCCACCCCCACCACCGCACCGGUGCCAAGUGGAAGAUCUACCCUACCUACGACUUUGCCUGCCCCGUUGUUGACUCAAUGGAGGGUGUCACUCACGCCCUGCGUACCAUCGAGUACCGUGACCGCAACCCCCAGUACCAGUGGAUGCUGGAUGCCCUCAAGCUCCGCCACGUCCAGGUUUGGGACUUUGCUCGCAUGAACUUCAUCCGCACUCUGCUGUCCAAGCGUAAGCUGACCAAGCUCGUUGAGAGCGGUGUUGUCUGGGGCUGGGACGACCCUCGUUUCCCUACCAUUCGCGGUAUCCGUCGCCGUGGUAUGACCAUUCCCGCCCUGCGGGAGUUCAUCCUGAAGCAGGGUCCCUCCCGGUCGAUCACUCUGUUCGACUGGGCUCUUAUCUGGGCUACCAACAAGAAGUACAUUGACCCCGUCGCUCCUCGUCACACUGCCAUCGUGAAGCAGGACGUCGUCAAGACCACCAUCACCAAUGCCCCCGCUGCUUUCACUGAGGAGAAGCCUCGCCACGCCAAGAACGCCGCUGUCGGCAUGAAGACCGUUACCUUCGCCCCCAACGUGCUUAUGGAGCAGGUCGACGCUAAGUCCUUCAAGCAGGAUGAGGAGAUCACCCUGAUGAACUGGGGCAACGCCUUCGUCCGCAAGAUCACCACCGACGCCAACGGCACCAUCACUCACCUCGACCUCGAGCUGAACCCCCAGGGUGACGUCAAGAAGACCGAGAAGAAGGUGACCUGGUUGGCCGAGACUCCCGAUCUGGUCCCCGUCGAACUCGUUGACUUCGACUACCUGCUGAAGAAGGACUCCCUGACCGAGGAUGACGUUCUUGAGGACGUUCUCAACUACGACACCGAGACCCGCGAGCCUGCUCUGGCUGACAGCAAUGUUGCCCAGUUCAAGGAGGGUGAUAUCAUGCAGUUCGACCGCAAGGGCUUCUACCGUGUUGACCGUGCUUACAGCCCCGGCUCCCCGGCUGUCUUCUUCAACAUUCCUACUGGCAAGGCCAAAUAG
This is a messenger RNA of Penicillium cataractarum, 2094 nucleotides long. RefSeq names its product glutamate--tRNA ligase GUS1. The transcript has 4 exons. Gene Ontology annotation, biological process: glutamyl-tRNA aminoacylation; translation. Gene Ontology annotation, molecular function: ATP binding; glutamate-tRNA ligase activity. Lineage: Eukaryota; Fungi; Ascomycota; Eurotiomycetes; Eurotiales; Aspergillaceae. The record is from RefSeq and is a predicted model, not a curated record. Gene Ontology annotation, cellular component: methionyl glutamyl tRNA synthetase complex; cytoplasm; cytosol. The coding region runs from base 1 to 2094 and encodes 697 amino acids.